CACGACAACGUCGUCUUCCUCCUCGACGCGUUCGCGUCCGAGGACGCGCUCGUGAUGAUCUUCCCGCUCGCGCGCGGCGGCGACCUGCGAGGAGCGAUACGCCGGCGACGGCGAGCGCGCGAGCGCUUUCGCGCGCGCGACGUGUGGACCAUCUUCCGCGGCGUCGCGCGCGGCCUCGCGCACCUCCACGCGCGCGGGAUCGCGCACCGAGACGUCAAGCCCGCGAACGUUUUGCUCGGCGACUGCGACUCGUCGUCGUCGUCGUCGUCGUUCGCGGACGUCAAACUCGCGGACCUGGGACUCGCGGUGCGCGUGCCCGACGCCGACGACGCGAGGCCGCUCAGGAGUAAGGUCGGGACGCCGUUCUACCUCGCCCCAGAGGUGGUGAGGGGAGGGGGGUACGGACUCGCCGCGGACGUGUGGAGCCUGGGGUGUCUGCUGUACGAGCUCGCGUCGUCGCGGUCGCCGUUC
Messenger RNA from Micromonas pusilla CCMP1545, 471 nucleotides. RefSeq lists its product as uncharacterized. Lineage: Eukaryota; Viridiplantae; Chlorophyta; Mamiellophyceae; Mamiellales; Mamiellaceae. Gene Ontology annotation, biological process: protein phosphorylation. The record is from RefSeq and is a predicted model, not a curated record. The annotation marks the transcript as partial. Gene Ontology annotation, molecular function: protein serine/threonine kinase activity; ATP binding. The transcript has a single exon.